UUUUUAUGGGGCUUAGUCUUAUUACUGGUGGGCAGUACAUUCCUCUUGAACAUGCCGAUUGUCUUCCACGGGUGAGUAAAACAUUGAACUAGUUGCCUGAUUUAUAUGUAGAAAAUGUGCCACUUCGUUAAAAACAUAAUAGGCAGUGCAAAUGCAGUCUUGAAAAAAAUUCUUGCAGAGGUUGAACGUUCCUGAAAAAUCCUGCAGAGACAAACCAUAGUUAUAUAAUGAUGGUGAAGGCUGUCAAGACUGAAAAUGAAAUGUCUGAAUGCAGUGUUUUAAAUUUUGGUGUAUUGAAGAACGUUUUUGGACUUUUAUGCGCCACUAUACAAGCAGUUUCGCGUUUGUUGUCAAUUUAAUUUCACUGUUUCAGUUUACAGUCGAGAUUUAAUUGAGCUUGGAAUUGAGUGUGCACGCUUCACGAAACAUUAGGGUAUAUACACGCUUUUUAGUGCAAAGAUGCUUUGCACUAUUGUUAAUAAUGCCUCAGGCUCUGUGAUUACCGUGAAUAUUCACCUCGACUUCGUCUCGGUGAAUAUUCACCGGUAAUCACUUCGCCUUCGGCAAAUAAUUAAUUGUUAAUAGUUGAGGACCUGUAUAUGAGUUUGUAUCCAUUUUAUUUAGAAAAGAUAAUCUCAACUGUUUUGGGGCAAGUUGACCAUGACGGUCAACAUGGUAAUACUGCCCGAACCCCAAUCCGGGGCGAAACGUCCGAAACUGACCACACCCAAAAACGACGCUUUCACCAUACUCCUAUCUACCAAACCAUAAAAGCUUUGGCUAUUCUGAGGUGCUUAUAUGGUUCAGACAUGGUACUUUUAGGGGUGGUCAUUGGUAAGUGUGAAAUGCCUAGCACUGAUAUUUCACAAGAAAAUGACCAUGCAAUACUCAUAGUCAAACGUCAAUUUGUGACUUACAAAUUCAGAUAAACAGCAGUGGACCUACAUUACCUUUUUUCCUAAAUCUUUUUUUAUAGAAACAUAAUUGGUACUUAUUUAUGUAUAUUAUCACUGCUUUGGUGUAAAAUAGUUGAUACUUUGUGACCGAAAUAAUAAUUCUAUAUCUACCUACCUCCUGCAAGUGGACAUAUUUAGCCAAAUUCUCCACUUUACUCCGCUGUUUAUCGCCGAUCUCGUUGAAAUCCUUCCAAAUAUGUACGUCAGCUCAGAUAUAAUGGUAUAUCAAGCACAUUUUAAAUAAGUUUUAACUUGGUUUCAAGUAGAUCAUAGCUGUUUAACCAUCGACAAGGUAAAACCUCAACUUUGUCCAAAUUCGGCGCCAUUUUGUCAUCCCAUGUCGGUGUCAACAAUUCGACCUUGUUAUUCUUCCAUCCAAGCCAUUUCCAUUGCACUAAUAACAAAUUUAACCCUUUAUGAGGGUACGUAGAAAACUGAAAAAUUUAAACAAAAUAUAAGAAAUGCAGCAUUUUAUCACCCUGUAAAAUGUAGCCUGCGUGCAGGCCCAAGGGAACUGAUAGUGGGCCUGCAAUCAUCACCCCAUGUUUUCGAUUUUCGCCGGCCGAACCGCCGGCUAAAUUCCCAUCUGCUAGCUGAGGCGAUCGGUAAUUAAUUAACCUAGCCCGCGUGAAGGCCCAAGGGAACAGUGAUUCAUCACAAAGGCAUAGACAAAGGCUCUCGAUAAGUUUAAAAUUUGAAAAUUGAUCACUUUUUUCGAUUACAAAUGGAACAAGAACAGACUGUUUAUUGUUUACUUGAAGGAAGACAUGUUUUUGCCGUUAUUGCCAAAGGGGAUUGCUUGUCGUGAGGUGUUGGAAUAGCAAAUUACGACUGGGGUAAACUAUAGUAACCUUUACUUGAGUUUCAUUAAUUUCAAACAGACUUCAGUUGAUACGUUAUGUGUUCUCACUUCCUCAAGAAAAUUAUCUUUUUGAUGUUGAGAUCCAGUUGCAUGUAAGGACUGUAAGCCUAUUCGAAACACUGUGCGAUUUACAAGGCUUCGCUGAGAGAGCGAAACAGAAGGCGGUAUUAAAUUGCCGUUUGAAACGAAACGAUCUGGACUCGGAACGCUCUCUUCUUUUGUAGAGUUCUUUACCAAAUGAAAUAAAUUUCGUACUUUCCGCCGCCAACAAGAAUUGCACACACGAUCUGAUAAGUGAGACAAUUUAUUUAUAACAAUGCCAAUGGCGACAGCGAAGCACACAUAAUAUAAAUCCUAAUGUGGUCGCACGACUUCCCUCAUGACUUGAAGUUUGAGACUGGUUUUCUGUUGAAAUUCGUCCUAAUUUGCCUGUUCCGAUUUUAGUUGAAAAUGAGCACUUGCAAAUUUGGCAAUUACUGACUGCGUUGCUUGCUUUUUGGAGUUAAAACGCUGCCAUUUACACAUUGCUUAUGUUCUGAAUAAGCAGAGAAAACCCCGCAACGUUUUAAUGCGAGUUUGUUUGUUAAUAUUUGGGUGCUGUCAUUGGUUCUUUUUUGACAAUUGACGCGCGAAUGGGGCGUGUUAUGAAAAGGGGCGUUUUACAAAAUACCGGGCGAUGGUUGCAGGCCCACUAUCAGUUCCCUUGGGCCUGCACGCAGGCUAUGUAAAAUGUUGCUCACGAGUCUUUCAAAACAUUCCGUACAAAUCUCGCGUGACAAAGUAACAGGGACGUGACAGGGGGGUGAAUUAUUUCACGAAGGUAGAAGAAGGCUGCGUGAAAUAGACUAAAAGCUAAAUACAAUCAUACAAACGUUUGUUUUAUUUCUUUUAGCGACAAAUAAAUACAUAUUAUAUGAACAUGUCAUACUAUAUAAAUUAAAUGUUGAUUGUUGGUCUUACCAUACUGCAGUUGCUAUUACAGCGUGCCUUUGCUUUGCUUAAAACUUCAAAGUCUCUACCUGUCUCGUCCCUGUUACUUUGCCACGCGAGAUUUGUACGGAAUGCUUUGAAAGACUCGUGAGCAACAUUUUACAGGGUGAUAAAAUGCUGCAUUUCCUACACUCCGUUUAGAUUUUUCAGUUUCCUCCCCUUAUAAAGGGUUAAAUUUGUUAUUAGUGCAAUGGAAAUGGCUUGGAUGGAAGAGUAACAAGGUCGAAUUGUUGACACCGACAUGGGAUGACAAAAUGGCGCCGAAUUUGGACAAAGUUGUGGUUUUACCUUGUCGAUGGUUAAACAGCUAGGAUGUACUUGAAUCCAAGUUAAAACUUAUUUAAAAUGUGCUUGAUACCAUUAUAUCUGAGCUGACGUAUAAACAUAAUUGGAAGGAUUUCAACGACAUCGGCGAUAAACAGCGGAGAAAAGUGGAGAAUUUGGCCAAAUACGUCCAUUUCAAAUUAUUAUUUCGGUCACAAAGUAUCAACUAUUUUACACCAAAGCAGUGAUAAUAUACAUAAAUAAGUACAAAUUAUGUUUCUAUAAAAAAGAUUUAGGAAAAAAGGUAAUGUAGGUCCACUGCUGUUUAUCUGAGUCACAAAUUGACGUUUGACUAUGAGUAUUUAUGAGUAUUGCAUGGUCAUUUUCUUGUGAAAUAUCAGUGCUAGGCAUUUCACACUUACCAAUGACCACCCCUAAAAGUACCAUCUCUGAACCAUAUAAGCACCUCAGAAUAGCCAAAGCUUUUAUGGUUUGGUAGAUAGCAGUAUGGCGAAAGCGUCGUUUUUGGGUGUGGUCAGUUUCGGAUGUUUCGCCCCGAAUUGGUGUUCGGACAGCGUUACCAUGUCGACCGUCAUGGUUAACUUGCCCUAAAACAGUUGAGAUUAUCUGUCCUAAAUGAAAUGCAUACAAACUCAUAUACAGGUCCUAGACUAUAAUUAAUUUCUACUUUUGAAAUUAUUCAAAAUCAAAAUUUCCUUCAAAUUUCUACAAAGGAAUUUUCCUAUCUAAUUUAAAAAGCGAAAAACCGGUAUACCGAUAAUAUCGGUAUAAUUUUUUCGGUAUACCGAUACCGGAAAAUUCUCAUACCAAACAUUCCUAAUGGACAAAACCUUUUUAUUGCCACUUAAAGGGUUAAACUGGCUUUGAACUAACUAUUAACUAGUAAAUUUAAUCAAACUUAUAAAUGCCAGUUUAAGUUGUGUGUUACACAUUGUAACAUGUGCAUUAAUAGUUUGUUAUACUUUCUAUAGUUUAACACACCCUGAUAAAUAUCUCGAGUUAUUGUUCUAAUAGAGAUAAUAUAAUUUUAAAGCAAAAAUCUGCAAGGGAAACAAUAGUUCUGGCUCUUGAUUGACUUGUACUCUACUCUUUACAGUAUUGAAAAAUUUAUACAAAUGUUGGGGGGGGGUUGGAGGUUAUAAAUUUUUCAGCAUUUUAUAGGGAGGGUAGCGGAGUACCAACUUGCAGGGUGUCUGCAAUAAGCUUUCUCUUUCCUGCUUAGAUUAUUGUCCAUUUGACCCGUGAGGAAAUUCAGAAUGAAAAUUUAAUGGGCCAUGUGGAGGAUCAUAUCCAUUUAGAACGUGUGACCAAUGGCAUUACGUCCGUUGAUCAACUCGCCGACAGUCUUCACACAGUACUGCAAUUAAACAACAACCGUGCAAGAUCUAUGAGAAUUAAUCGGAGACAAGUAGAGCCACUCACUCCCCUGGCGAGACAGAUAUCUUCCAUGCAUACGUUGCCUGAAGCAGCUGCUGCAAUCCAGAAUGUGUUGCAAAUUGAAAAUGCACGACCAGAAGAGGGUAUAGCUGUUAUGAGAGAUUUAGACGAGGCUGCAUCACGUCGGUGCCUGAGGCUGAUUAUUCGAUCAUCGGCUCGAGAACCUGUUGUCAUUGAAACGGUAUAAUAUGGCAUGACAGCUAUACUGUUCGUCUCCUAACGCUCCUGUUUUGUGAGCUGGGUUGUUUAUAUGGAAAAAUAUCGGGAUUUUUGGCAUCUACACUCGAUAUAACUAUUUCGAAUGCGAAUUUUAUAUAGACCUGACCUGGAGCAGUUGCGAAAAGUGCAUCUAUAUGCCCUCUUGCAGGGGGGCAGGUUUGAUUCCUGAGGGCCUAUUGUUGCAUUUUUCACAACUGCUCGUGGUUCAGUCUAAUUCAUGUAUAAAAUUCACAGUCCAAAUCUUCUAGAAUUGUUUACAGUAUAUAGAAGUCGGUUGCCGAGAUCGUAUUUAAAACAGGCGAGGUCUCGGCUGCCAAGUUGAAAAUUUACCCAUAUUAUAUUACCUCAACAACCAGGCUGGCUCGGUUGCGGGAAUGAAGGUACAAAGGGAAACCGUCGCGCGCGCAUGCUUGUUAGGCCCAGCCCACACGUAUUUAAUAAUUUAAUGAAUUGGUUGUCGACGAUGACGGAAGAAGUGGUUGCCCAAUCUUCCGAGCCAGCUAUUCUAUAAGAUAGAAUAACUACACAGUAAAACGUUAUACAAUGAAAUCUAAGAUAAUAUUGACAAUGAGAAAAUGAAAUUUACGACAGAUACCUUGUACAUCUAUUUAUAUUGUCGUCAAGUGGCAAAAAAUUCGGCAUCUUUUUGUUUAUAACGUUUUCUGGAAGCUUAUUUUCCGAUCGAAAUCUCCAUCUACAAAACCCCUUCAAAUGUUAGUUCUAUUGCGCAAGAUGCCUAAAAUCUUGAUAUUUACUCACACCUUAUGCCCGUUCUCCACUAGGCGAAUUUUUUCGCGCGACGCGAAGCGAAAAACAAAUCUUGGCAAUGUGAUUGGUCAGCGAAAAAAUUCGCCGCGAAAAAGUUGGAUCAGUUCCUACUUUUUUACUGUUCGCGCGAACAAAUUCGCCUAGUGGAGAACGGGCGUUAUGCUGGCUUCUCCAGUAUAUAUUUGUACAACACUUGUGAAUAAUGCUCGUCAGCUGCACUCUAUAGCUCAGUUGGUUAGAAGUAGAUGAUAGGCCCCAUAUAGCGAGGGAAGUGACGUCAUAACGUGUGGGUAACGGUGUACCUACAGUACGUACGAUACGUCCAGUACGUACAGUGUGAACAUUCUUUUUUUAUCUGACGUCAUACAGUGCACGUACAUUACGUACAAUUGAAAUAUUUGUUUAUAUCUCUUGAAAAUUUAUUCGUAUUCUUUUGUAAAUAUGGUGGUUCUUAAUUUUAAAAGAACCGUCGAUAGGGAGAUACAUGGGGUUUAACGAAUACAAAUUGUACUGACCUGGAGCUAAAUAAUGUUGCUAGGACACCGCUUAACGUGCAUAAAUUAACACACAGAUUAACGUUAUAAACCAUUAAACUAAAGUAUAAGAAUUUAACAUAACUAAAUAUGCUGUCGGGAUUUUACACUUACAAUGUGCUCACAUGGCCCGAUUAAAGCCGAACUAUUACGUAUAGAUUUUGUUAGAUUUUCAAAAUCAUGUCGGGUACAAUUUUGUGCGGUGAACGUAUGAGCACAUGCUAAUAAUUGCUCAUGAGCACAUGCUCAUCUGCUCAUAAGGCCCGUUUAGGCCCGAAGACUGGGUUUACAGUCUCGUUCGUGGAAACCACUGCAAAAAAUUAUUAGUACACAAAUGUAUAUAUUUUCGCGUGUUUUUGCCAUUUUGAUUUGUACCGAGCGACCCAUGGCCAUGUAAAAAUGACAGGAAAAGCAAUUUAUUUAAUGACAAAGUUACAUGCUAUGUCUAUACUGGUAUGUUUUUACAUGCUAAUACUGUUCAAAUCAUGAUCAUCAUUCUCUUCAUCAAAAUUGUAACCCUUGCCUUCUUAUAAGAGGUCGAUGUGUCAGGUCGAUGAGAGGUCGAUGUAGGGUCGAUUCUCUGGGGUUCUGUAAGACUUCUGUAGGCGUUCCCUUGUAAACACCAGUGCGUAACGGAACUUAUGAGCACCUGCUCAGAGCAACUCACGAGCAGGCAUAAAGGUGCAAUGUUUCUCAAUAACAAGGCAUUUCUGCACAGUCAGUACUAACGGAAUGAGCUGCCAAUUUUGCUGAAAGCAAUUUAACCGUGGUUGCAAUCUACGAAGACACGAAAAGGAAUACUGUCCACCACGCGAACAAGAAAGAAACAUGUCUCAAAUAGACUCGGAGACAUUUAGACCCAGGAAAGGGAUUUCCAAGACGAUGUUUCGACAACUUAAACUCAUCGGUCUGAAAUUUCGAUUGAUAAUGAAGCUGAAGAUGAAAUGUACCCUUGAAUACUGUUGUCUGUUGAUAGACGAAGCAAAGCAAAUAAGUAAUAUAGCUUUUGAGGAAAUGAAAGAAAGCCUUAUCAACAGUAGGCUAGAUGAGCAAUCCUCUAAGGACAAAGCUAACUCUAAUAUUCUGCCUAAACUCCAGAAGGAACUGGAAAAUAUUUAUAAUGGAGCGUCUCUCGUGGAUGAGACAACUAAAGAAAGAUCCAAUACAUAAGAAGAUAAUGUACACAAAAGAUUAGCUUGUGGAAAACGAUGAUUUUGAUCCAGAAGCAGCUGUUAAUAAGACAUGCAGUUUCUUAUAAAAAGGCUUUUGAAGGGUUACAAUUUUGAUGAAGAAAAAUACCAGUAUAGACACAGCAUGAACCUUCGUCAUUAAAAUAAAUUGCUUUUCCUGUCUUCUUGUCAUUUUUACAUGGGUCGGCCGGGUACAAAUCAAAAUGGCAAAAACACGCGAAAAUAGUGUAUACAUUUGUGUACUAAUCAUUUUUUUGCAGUGGCUUCCACUAACGAAGAAUGUACACCCAGUCUUGGGGUCUUAUGAGCAGAUCUGAGCAUAUGCUCAUGAGCAGGUGCUAAUACGCUCAUGCAGGAUGAGCAGAUGAGCACGUGCUCAUGGCAGUUAUGAGCAUGUGCUCAUACGCUCAUGCUCAUCGCACAAAAUUGUACCCAACAUGAUUUUGAAAUCUAACAAAAUCUAUAUGUAGUAGUUCGGAUUUAAACGGGCCUUAUGAGCAAAUGUGUGGACAGUGUAAAAGCCGGACAGCAAGUUUAGUUAUGUAAAGUUGUUAUACUUUAGUAAUAAAUGGUUUAUAACGUUAAUCUGUGUGUUAAUUUAUGCAAGCAAAGCGGUGUCUUAGCAACAUCAUUUAGUUCCAAGUCAGUACGAUUUCGUGUUCGUUAAACCACGUUUAUCUCCCUUUUGAUAUUUUUGUACUUACUGCGCGUAACUGAAAAAGGCAAUUCUUUUCUACUAAAUACAAAAUUUACAUGGAUAAACAACUUUUUUCAGACGAUAAAACACGAUGUACCGUACGUACUGUAUAGGUACACCGUACUCACACGUUAUGACGUCACUUCCCUCGCUAUAUGGGGGGGGAGGGGGCUAUACUCUUCUAGAUGCGUUAGAGCGCUGCACCGGAAUCGCAGGACCACUGGUUCAGAGGGCCUAUAGUUGCACUUUUCGCUCACUAAUUGUGUUUCGAAUGUAUACUACUCCAAAAUAUCAAGAUCAAGGCACAAUUUAGUAAACCUUGAGGAUAACGUUAUGUAUUUGUUCUGCAUACAACAUUUAUGGGUUAUAUGCAGAAGAAAUAUACAAAAAUAUUUGAUGUUUCACUUGCGUGACGCCAAUCAGCAAAAUGCGCAUGCCCGUCCACAUCAUUCAACCAGAUUCUACGUCCCACAAGUGUAAAGACCGUUUUCCACUUCGCCCGUAUCGUAACGUAACGUACCGGUGAGCAUCCGAAGCCUGAAGAUGGGUUUCAAAUUUACGUACUUCCGGUUGAUUCGCGUAUCAAAAUAAAACGUUUCUCGCAAGUCAACAUUUUAUCGUACUAUGGAAGUGUUAACCAAUCAACAUUCACUAAAUUUUGAAAUUUAAAAUUUGUUUUGAUGCGUGUCGGUACGUUACGCUUGAAGUGGAAAACAGCCUUAAAGGCCGUUUUCCACUUCGAGCGUAUCGUACCGUAACGUAGCGAAAACGUUUUUAAAUUUCAAAAUUUCGUGAAUGUUGAUUGGGUAGUACUUCCGUAGUACGCCAAAAAGUUGACUUGCGACGAACUUUUUAUUUUGAUACGCGAAUACACCCGGAAGUACGUGGAUUUAUAAACCUCUUUUCAAUCUGCGCAUGCUCAUCGAUACAUUACGGUACGAUACGCGCGAAGUGGAAAACAGCCUUAAGAGUUGGUUCGGGAACAAAACCUCACCAAUCGUGCUAUAAGUCGGUUAAACACCUCGAACACCAACUUUAAGCCAAAUAAAUCCCUUCGGCCCUCGGGAUUUAUCUGGCUUAAAGCCUCAGGUGUUGGUGCUUAACCUACUAUAUAUACUUUAAAAUUCGCCAAUAUAUGAAAGGCCAAAAGUAGCGCAUUUUUGCGAAUUAAGUUGUGUAUGAUGCAUAAAUUAUACAAUCAGCUAAUUACCGAUUCAUUUUUUAUCAUUCUCCAUGCAUACUAUCUUAAUUUUUGAGAUAUUAAUGAUAGCGUGGAAAACGUGUAGUUAUACAUAUUGCCAUGAUAGGUAAAGCCUGAAAUUAAAAAUACACAGGAGUAACAAAAAUGAAUGUUGGCAUUAAAAUAGACAAAUGCCAUAACGUUGUUUACAUCGUUGCAUGCUGUCCAAUUCAUAAACGGGGAGGAGGGUGGGGAAAAACUUGACUUUAAGAUACAGACGACUUUGCGCUACCAAAGCGAAGAGCAGAAUGAACCAGAUGCGCAUUCUGCUAUAGAUAUGUAUCACCUCUCCCUUCCGUUUUCCUGCAC
Molecule: messenger RNA, 9486 nt
Organism: Paramuricea clavata
Lineage: Eukaryota; Metazoa; Cnidaria; Anthozoa; Malacalcyonacea; Plexauridae
Source: the annotation of a GenBank genome assembly